Messenger RNA from Paramormyrops kingsleyae, 1092 nucleotides. It is a transcript of the gene tnnt1, whose product is annotated as troponin T type 1 (skeletal, slow). Gene Ontology annotation, cellular component: troponin complex. The record is from RefSeq and is a predicted model, not a curated record. Lineage: Eukaryota; Metazoa; Chordata; Actinopteri; Osteoglossiformes; Mormyridae. Gene Ontology annotation, molecular function: troponin T binding; tropomyosin binding. Gene Ontology annotation, biological process: sarcomere organization; slow-twitch skeletal muscle fiber contraction; regulation of muscle contraction.
CGUCCCACUCUCUGCCAUCCUCCCCAUCUCUUCUGGCUGUAGAUCCCGGUUCCAGCCAAGAGCAGCGAUGUCUGACGCAGAGGAAUACGAGGAUCAGGUGGAAGAGGAGGAGCAGGAGGAGGAACAGGAGAUAGAGCAAGAUGGGGAACAGGCAGGAGAUGGAGAAGGAGAGCAGGAGACGCAUGAGGAAGAGGAGGAACGCCCUCGACCCAAGCCCAUGGUUCCUCAGCUUGCCGCCCCGAAAAUCCCAGAGGGGGAAAGGGUGGACUUUGAUGACAUCCACCGGAAGAGGAUGGAGAAGGACUUCCUGGAGCUGCAGACCCUGAUCGACGUCCAUUUUGAGCAGAGGAAGAAAGAGGAAGAGGAGCUCAUUGCACUGAAGGAGAGGAUUGAGCGACGUCGGUCCGAGAGGGCGGAGCAGCAGAGGGUUCGAGCCGAGAAGGAGCGCGACAGGCAGACGAGAAUCGCGGAGGAACGCCAGAGGAAAGAGGACGAAGAAGCCAAGAAGCGUGCAGACGAUGAAGCCAAGAAGAAGAAGGUGCUCUCCAAUAUGGGGGCCAACUUUGGAGGCUUCCUGGCUAAGGCUGAACAGAGGAGGGGUAAGCGUUUGACUGGAAGGGAGAUCAAGAAGAAGACUUUAAACGAGCGACGCAACCCUCUGGCCAUCGACAGCAUGCGGGAGGAUGGACUAAGAGCUCGAGCACAAGAAAUGUGGAACGGGAUCUAUCAGCUGGAAUCUGAGAAAUUUGACUUCAUGGACCAGAUGAAAAGACAGAAAUAUGAGAUUGUUGUGCUGCUGAAUAGAAUUUCCCAUGCCCAGAAAUUUAAAAAAGGCCACGGAAAGGGCAAAGUCGGCGGCCGCUGGAAAUAGGGCAGCGUGUGAAGACGCAACGGAGCUGUGUCGGGGGCGGGGCAGGGGGAGGAGCUAAGCGUGCCCCCCCCAACUCUACAGCAACAGCAGUGCACAGCCAGACUGACAGGCCGCGUAACAUUUGGGUGGUUAUUCCACCUCUAGCUUUCUGGCAGCAUCCUGCUCAUGCCUUGGAUAUUCAGUCAAGAGCAAUAAAAAUAAACCUUACGUAUAGAAAACGA